Messenger RNA from Bolinopsis microptera, 1245 nucleotides. RefSeq lists its product as uncharacterized. Bases 46 to 1077 code for a protein of 343 amino acids. The record is from RefSeq and is a predicted model, not a curated record. NCBI's taxonomy places the organism in Eukaryota, Metazoa, Ctenophora, Tentaculata, Lobata, Bolinopsidae. The transcript has 2 exons.
AACUAAUCCAGAUAUUAACAAUAUGUAAUGAACUGAAAAGUAAGGAUGCCUAAGAAACUAAAGCUUGGCGUCUCUGCAGCAUGGUCUUCAGACUCCUCGGGUUGGGGAGUGCCUUCUUCAACCGUUCCCACCGAUAACUGGGGUGGAUGGGCUGACACGUGGGGUAACUCGUCAGGAGAUAUCUGGGACAGUGUAGCUUCAGAGCCUGCUGCUGCUGACCCGCCCCCUGAUUGGGGUUAUGACGACGGCUGGUCUGGCCCUGCGCCAGAUUUCCAGGCUAUGGAUCUUUUUCCGUCUUUAGCCGCGAACAAGCAGGGUCCAAAACGUGGGAAAGGAUUCGGCAGUCAGCCCCAAAGGCCGAAACCUGCAGACUUUUCAGCUGUGCUUGGAACUAAAGUUAGUAAGGAUCGUAGUGGUGACAAAGGGAUGAGCGGCAGACAGAGAAACAGAACUGACAGUCAGGACGGGAAGAGCUGGAUCCAAAACAGCGUUGACAUAAAUAAAAACCGGUCUUCUCUAGAAAAGCCUAUCAGUUCAAAUAAUUCUAUCAGUCAACCCCAAUCUAUCUCUUAUCUAAAGCAGGCUACAAAGCAGCCUACCCAAUCUUUAGAAGAUAUUCUUUAUACUCCCAAGCAGGAACCUGCCCCUUGGGGACCCCCUCCUAAAGUAGUCAAUAAACCUAAACCUCAGUCGGUCAAAGAUGUAUCGAAUAAUCCUCAAAAUACCGGUAAACCUUUGUCAGUGAACACUGAUGUGGAUUCAGGGAAACAUGAUACAAAUUCAAAUGUAAUGCGUCCAAUGAAACCUUGGUUUUUGGAGGAGCCUCCAAUUUCAACUGACAGUAUUUUCAACAGUUCAUCAAAUGUGAAAUCGGAUGUAUCAAAAUCACCAGUGCAAGAACAGGUUGUUCAAAAAUCGAACACGGUCGUAAAACCUCAAGCUGAAGCGACCCCAGUUGCAGCUAAAAAACCAAUUUACAAUCAGUUGCGAGAACAGUUGCAAAAGGUUAGCAGCUUAGGAAAGCCUCUGGUUUACAUUAUUCAGAAUGGUAAUAUUACUGUGGAAUUUGCUGAUUGAUAAAACAGAGAGUUGUUUUGACAAUUAUUCUGUGAUCAUUGCUAUUUUCUUCUGCAACUUGCCAGCUGUGUAAAGUUUUCAUUGAUAUUUUGCAGAGCUUUUAAAUUGCGCCAAACCAUACGAUUUUAUGUAAUAACCCCAAAAUACCCAUUUUACCUCAAAUUCCCA